Messenger RNA from Polyodon spathula (Mississippi paddlefish), 2151 nucleotides. Its product is annotated as BEN domain-containing protein 2-like. The transcript has 10 exons. NCBI's taxonomy places the organism in Eukaryota, Metazoa, Chordata, Actinopteri, Acipenseriformes, Polyodontidae. Gene Ontology annotation, molecular function: DNA binding. The record is from RefSeq and is a predicted model, not a curated record. The coding region runs from base 98 to 1639 and encodes 513 amino acids.
UGAAGCUCCAAGCAUACUGUUGAGCACAAAAGUACUGCAGAACAGAUACAGCUUUAGCACUAGAAGAAAAAACAACUCCUCAUCGCCAACAACUAGCAUGGUCUCGGAAGUGCCUGAAGAACCAGUGUGCAGUGCGAUUCCAGGUAUUGUUUAUGAAUACCAACCUAAAUAUGAUCAGCAGUAUGGUAUUUCUGGAGAUUAUUACAGUGUUGAUCAACAGAGAACACUGGGGGAGAUCCUCACCUACUGCCAGGUCAUGUAUGAUGCCAUCCAGAAGCUCGAUCAGAAAUUUGACCAACUCCAAGCGAAAGUCACAAAUGUGCAGCCUGUGCAUUUGGGUCCCCCCCUGUUAAAAAGAAAACCAGUGGUACCUCCCAGUACAGGCAUUCAUCAGGUCCGCAUACAGGUCUCUCCCGGUGGUAAUGCUGGGCUGACGAUGCCUCAGCAGAUCCAGACCUGCCCCCCUUUCUUCCAGCAACAAGUGGGUGCUGAGCAGCCUGAUAUCAUAUCUCCAGCUCCCAGAGUCCACAGGCCUUCACCGGUGCCACCUUUCCAGUCCCCAAAUCAGCAUGGUGUGCAUCUACACUCCAUCGUCUCUACCGAUUUCACAGCACCGGACCCAGAGCCCUGCCACAGCUUUGGCGAGCCCAGCACAGAUCAUCUGUUGGAGGAGGCUGAUGUCAAAGCCAGAUGCAAGACCAAACAAGUGGACGAGCCUUUAAGGCGCUCCUGUACCAGUCCAGAGUUGAUUGGGGACCCCGGACGAAAUGUUACAAUUCCUACAAACGUGCUGCAGAAACUUUCCCAAAAAACGAAUCCAAGGAACACUGUGCGAUUCUUGCUGCGUGCCCUGUUCUCUAUCGAAACUCUGACCUGCAGCAACGUAAUGGGGGACGUGGGGCGAGGGCUCAGCAAACUAGACCCCAAUAAAAUAGCAGCUAUGAGAGAAUGGCUUGUUGAAAGAUUUCCAAGCUACGAUCUGCGGGAAAAAGGGAGAGACUGGAGGGCCUGUAUUUCAAUCAUAAAUUCCGCUGUGAGGCAAAUGCGCUUUGAAGCAAGAAAACUCAGAAAACUUCAGAUGAACCCAACUGGACAAGCAAACCCACCAGGAGAGAGCCCUCACAGUGAGAUAGAUGAACAAAGAGGAGGAGACAGAACAGAAGAGCAGCCGUUGGGAAUGGUGGAGGCAGCUGAGAUCUGUGUGGAGCUGGAGUCUGACAGCGAGGAAGAGUACAGCUCCCUACCAGUCCUGGAGAGUCAGGAGCUGUUCGGAGAGGAGUCUGUCGAGUAUCUUGGUGACCCCAUGAGAGGAGUCAGGAUCGCCCACUCUGUGAUGCUUGCAGCCAGGCAGAAGAGGAAGCCAGAGUCAGCAGCUCGUUUCCUCAUCAGACACAUUUUCCCUGACCGAGUGCUACUGAAAAGCAAUGUGCACGGCAGCAAGGAACGAGGGAUCCCUGCUCUGGAUUUCAGCAAGAUCAGCGCUCUACGAGAGUUCCUCAAAGAGCAGUUCCCUGAGUUCAAGCUGAAUGAAGAUGGAUAUGAUUGGAAAGUGUGUGUGAUUGCCAUGAACGCCACUAUCCGCAGGUUCAGAUACGACCUGCAAAAGUUCAAAAGAGUGGCCAGAGGUGACAGCCGGUAGGAUGAGAACAGUCAACAUCCACCUUCUUAAGAUGACCCUCAGUACAAACAGUGCUACCAAGCAAAACUGCAACCGAUUUGACAUGGUUAUAGAAAUGUUUUGUAUUGUUCUUAUUAUAUUUCUACUUAUCUUCAUUGGUAUUUAAAAAAAACAAAACAGAUAAGACAGUUAAGUUAAAAUUGAAGAAACAAUGGGCAAAAUGUCAACAGUGGGUACAUUUCCUAUAUCAUACAGUUGUUAUUGUUAAGGUAUUUUGCCUAUAGUUGAAAAUAUGUGUGUAGUUUCAUAUGGAAAAUGAUUCUGUACUAGUCAAGUUCAACUAUCUGGGUAUGAUUAGCAGUAAUCUUGUACUACUAAAUGUGCUCUUUGUGAAGGUAGUCCUAGAUUAGAGUUAGUUGGAAUCUAGAAAACCAACCUAUGGAAUUGGUUUUACUUUUAAGACCAUAUGUGACAUUACCACACUAUUUUGUAUUUAUUUGAAGAAAUUACAAAAGAGCGACUACUAUGUUGGC